Molecule: messenger RNA, 2514 nt
Organism: Pieris napi
Lineage: Eukaryota; Metazoa; Arthropoda; Insecta; Lepidoptera; Pieridae
Product: venom carboxylesterase-6-like
Exons: 11
Coding region: 315-2213 (632 amino acids)
Molecular function (GO): hydrolase activity
Source: RefSeq, a predicted model, not a curated record
ACCCGUCGCUCGCAUGCGGCAGUCAAGUAUUCGGCAAGAGACGCGUGCACUUGUCGCUUAAACUUUCCAAAAUAAUCGAAAUAACGAACUUUUCUUUAAAUAAACAAGGGUGAUUUUGUGUUUUCUAGAACGUAUUGCUAUUCGCCGUUCCGGGAUUGGCUGGUUUACGGGAGUCACGCAGUAACGUAGAAGUUUCCGUACAACUCAUAAGCUGCGGAAUGCUUUACUUUGAGAGCUGUGCCAAAUAACUUUAAGUAACUAGUGCAAUAUGUGAUGAACUUUAUACAGAUCUGUGUUGAAGAUCAGUGAUAACAAUGCGCGCGCGUUGGUGUUGUGUGAUCUUGUGUGCAUUCGUGUUGGUGGCAAGAAGUAGGGCCUUGCCACCGGCCGCUCUUGGCGAUGUCGUCGCUAACGCUGCCAGCAGCCUUAACUCCAUGAAGGUAACGGGUGCAUGGAGACGCCUCUCUAGUACGGUGAGCGAAUCGGAAGGUCUAAAGCAUGCUCUGCGAAGGUUGCAGAAUGUGCCCCAGAGAGCAGUGCGACUGGUCCAUGCUUUAGUCGAUCGCAUGCGCGUCGGUGGCGGCCCUUUGGUCACCACGCGUCUUGGAUCUUUGCGUGGACGAAGAGUUGUGGCGAGAAGCACUCCGCAAGCACCAUAUUAUAGUUUCAAAGGAAUAAGAUAUGCAGAGCCGCCUCGAGGGUCGCUUAGGUUCCGGCCCCCAGCUCCACUGGAACCCUGGUCAGGAGUCCGCGAUGCUUUGGAAGAAGGUUCCGUCUGCCCUCAUAGGUUUAUGCUCUUCGAUACAUAUAAAGGCGACGAAGACUGCCUUUUUCUAAAUGUCUAUACACCAGCUCUGCCGGACCUUAUGUCGGGGUACAAUCCUCAACUCCCCGUAAUGGUAUGGAUCCAUGGAGGUGCAUUUGCAGUGGGCUCAGGAAAUGCAUUUUUGUAUGGACCAGAUCACCUCGUCGGUGCUGGAGUGGUGCUAGUCACCCUCAACUACAGGCUCGGAGCCCUUGGAUUCUUGAGUUUGGAAAAUGAAGAGGUGUCUGGGAAUAUGGGGUUAAAGGAUCAAGUGAUGGCCCUUAAGUGGGUCCAAGACAACAUUGAAUUCUUCGGAGGUGAUCCCAAUAGAGUGACCAUAUUCGGAGAGUCAGCCGGAGCUGCGUCUGUACAUAUGCAUAUGCUAUCUCCCGUUUCUAGGGGUCUCUUCCAUGGAGCGAUAGCGCAGAGUGGAUCAGCGACAUCCCCCUGGGCUCUUGCAAAGGAGCCGAAGAAUCGCGCCUUUGAACUAGGCCGAGAACUUGGUAUUGACACAAACAAUACGGCUGAAUUGUUAGGAUACCUUCGUGCCACACCCAGUGAGCUACUAGUGAAAGCUGCUGCGCGGUUAUUCGGAAUCGCUGGCAAAACUGCUGAUCUGCAGAGCACUGUUGCUCUGCCAUUCUUGCCCAGUGUUGAGCCUGAUAUACCAGGAGCAUUCUUCACGGAUGAGCCGAAGGCCUAUCUCCCAGGGGCUGAUGUACCGUUUCUCACCGGAUAUAACGCACAGGAAGGAAUUCUUCUAUUGCGUCGUCUCCAACGCUACCCCAAGUUACUGAACGAGAUAGAUAAUGAGUUUCAAAGAGUAAUACCUCCAAAACUAUCAACUGGUGGACCAGAGGCGGUAGCGAAAAUCGUAAACCAAGUACGAGCCUUUUACUUCCAACAGAGACCAGUUGAUAUGAGAAAUAUCGACAGUCUGAUUGAUCUCUUCACCGACAUAAUGUUCUUACGUCCAGCGUUGGAAACGGUCCGUUUCCGAGCCAAUACGACAAAGAGCCCGACGUACCUCUACCGUUUUGCCUUUGACGGAGCUUUAGGACUCUUUAAACGAAUGUUGGGUAUAACGUACCCCGGGGCGUGCCAUGGCGAUGAGUUGGGCUACCUGUUCUAUUUCUCAAGACUCAACUACAGGCUAGAUGGCGAAUCACCCGAGUUGACUGUUUCUAGAACCAUGGUACAAAUGUGGGCAAAUUUUGCUAAAACUGGAAAUCCAACUCCCCCAGUUGACUACGAGUCAAUAGUGAACUUCAAUUGGCUCCCCGUCAAUACCGCAAAACCCAUUAAUUACCUCGAUAUUACCGAAACUGGGAACUUCACGCAGCGAAUUGACCCGGAAUCAAACCGGCUACACUUUUGGGACUGGCUUUAUGACAAUUCUAAACAGUAAUGGAAUUAGACAAAGUGAUUGAACUUGCAGUGAUAAAACUUGGUGUUAUUUAUUAAAGACAAUGGAAUUUAGAGUGAAUGCGCUGCUCAUACGUUAGUACUUACGAAUAAAACGGGUGUUUACUGUUUAUCUAGCGUGGUCGGGUUUUACCGAAUAUUAUUGAAUUAAAUUGAAACAUUAGUGCAUAGUAUCGUGUGUCGUUUCUUUUUUAAAAAUGCAAUGUAACCUUAUUAGGUUGGUACGAUGUCACUUGUGAGGGCGAAUAUUAGUUAUAGGUCGAAAUAAAAAUAUAAUUAACUUA